AUGCUGGCCACACGACCCACUCUCGCACUUAGCCGGACCCUCGUUCGCCUGGCCGCGACCCCGUCCCCCUCUCUCGCUUCGACCAGCACCUUCGCCGCGCGCGUCAAGAAGUCGACCAACAUCACCGGCCUCGACGUCUCCACCUCGCCCUUGGCCGAACUCGAAUCGCGCUACCAAAAGACCCUCUCCCUCCUCACCACGCUGCCUGAAGCUUCGGUCUAUAGGCAGGCAACCAGCGCACUGACCCAACAGAGACUCGCCAUCGUCACCAAGUACGUCGGCGAAGCAAACGCCGUCAAGAGCCAACCCGAGCAGAUCGAGGGGAUCUACGAGCAAGCGGAGGCCGAGCUGGACGCAGGCCAGUUGGAACAGGUCUUGGAACAGGCCCAGGCGGAAUAUAGACUCGCGGCCAAGAUGGUCGAUUGGAAGGCUUGGGAGCCACUCGAACACCCGCCCGCCCCCGGCCAGUGGAGCUACUUCAGCAUGGCCGAGGAGGCCGGCGAGGGUGGUGAGGACCAGAAUGUUGGCGGUGGCAAGCAGUAG
Molecule: messenger RNA, 543 nt
Organism: Kalmanozyma brasiliensis GHG001
Lineage: Eukaryota; Fungi; Basidiomycota; Ustilaginomycetes; Ustilaginales
Product: ETC complex I subunit
Exons: 2
Coding region: 1-543 (180 amino acids)
Biological process (GO): respiratory electron transport chain
Source: RefSeq, a predicted model, not a curated record